This is a messenger RNA of Galendromus occidentalis (western predatory mite), 2211 nucleotides long. Its product is annotated as serine/threonine-protein kinase VRK1. The transcript is spliced from 11 exons. Gene Ontology annotation, molecular function: protein kinase activity; ATP binding. NCBI's taxonomy places the organism in Eukaryota, Metazoa, Arthropoda, Arachnida, Mesostigmata, Phytoseiidae. Gene Ontology annotation, biological process: protein phosphorylation. The coding region runs from base 235 to 1806 and encodes 523 amino acids. The record is from RefSeq and is a predicted model, not a curated record.
AGUGACCGGCGGCGCGUCCGUGUGGCGGGAGUUGGUUGUUCUGUUGCAUCUAGUUCCGUGAGAUGCGGUGUUCAACCCGGAGUGAGAAACUUCCUUACUUUGCUGUAACGUACGGGAGCUUUCGCGUAGCAACUUAAAACGUCACGUUUGAGAUGUGGCGGUUACAGCUACUGAACAGCUGAGACAUCCUGAGGACUCAGCCCAAAUCGGUUGAGAAACUACUUUAAUCCGAGCAUGAAUCGGGCCGUGGCGUUGCACGUUUCGGGCGUCGUCGUCACGGACGUCCGAGGCACAAAAUGGAAAGUCGGCAACCACAUUGGCACGGGGGGUUUCGGUUCCAUUUUCAUGGCUUGCGAAGCCACUCGGUCCGAUCGAGGCUCUGUUCCUGAGGAUACUAGGAUGGCGAUCAAAGUCGAACCCCACGAUAACGGUAGCUUAUUCACGGAAAUGCAUUUCUACCAUCGGUGUGCCAAAAUCGACAAGAUGGAAGAAUGGCAACGGCAAAGAGGACUGGACUAUGUUGGUAUGCCUCGGCUGCACGGAUCUGGCUCGUUCGUUCAUCGGCGGCAAAAGUACCGUUUCAUCGUUAUCGAUCGAUUCGGAACGGAUCUACAGACAAUUCUGAGCCUCAACGAUGGGAAAAUGCCGCUCAAAACCGCUCUGACUGUUGCAAUACGCGUCACCGACAUACUCGAGUAUAUCCACUUCCAUGGCUAUGUACAUAAAGACGUCAAGGCGCAAAACCUCCUCCUAGGCUUCGAUGAUCCGAACAAAAUAUACCUCGUCGACUUUGGCCUCGCAUGCCGAUAUUUUGUAUACGAAUCCGGCUACGAGGUGCACAAGGAAUUCCGCGAAGAUCUCCGCCGUGCUCACGAUGGUACCAUAGAAUUCACUUCAAGAGACGGUCACAUGGGAGCUCUUUCCAGACGGAGUGAUCUCGAGGUGUUGUUAUAUAAUCUUUUGUUCUGGAUAUCUGGAAAAUUGCCCUGGUCGUCGAAUAGGGAGGAAGCUGAUCAGAUAGCACGUCAAAAAGAUAUCUACAUGCGAGAUCCCCAGACUCUGAUGAUGGCCUGUUUCGGGCGGAAGGGUUCUCCCCCCUACAUUCUUGAAUUCGCUACUUACGUAGCCCGACUAGAAUUCCAUGAUAAGCCGAACUACGAACUGUGCCGCGAAAUGUUCAAACAGGCUAUAUUGAAAAGCGAGUUCAGGCACGACAUGCAGCUACAGUUCGAAGGUGGUGUGCAUCGUGUCCAAGUCAAACGGAGAUGUCGUCGAAGUUAUCACAUAGAGAAAGAAAAACGCCUGAAAGUAGAGCAAGAACUCAACCGGAUUUCGUUAUCCGGAUCCUCAAACGGUUCAGUUCAUACGAGGCUACGCCGGAGAGCCAAUAUGAAUGAAACCAACGGUCACAACACGAACACAGACGAUGACGAUGACUCGUCGACGAGUGACAGACCAUCGUCAGUUCGCCGGAGUUGCUUCGAUUCUCGUCAAAGCUCAGGACGACGGACGGGUUCCACGCGCAGUGUCAGCUCGGUGGCCAGUCCUACAGCCGGAUCUCACAACUCAAACCCUUUCCCGAUAACGAACAACUUUUUUGAAGCUAAAGCCUCAGGACUAGAGAAUCCUACGCCCGCAAUGCAGUCUCUAAUGGAUCGGCUACAGAUAAAACUCCACUCGUUCAGCAACGGGGGCCAUCCCACAAUGGCUCUCUCUUUCAAAGAUAGGAUCUUGGAUUCAGGUGAUCUGUACAGAGCGGAUAGCGUGACUCGACGGAGCAGGAGCUACAGUCCCGAGAUCGCAUAAGAGCGACUCAAUGUGCCGGACCGGUGUAUCUGUUCCGGGGCACUGUACCCCACGAACGAAAAGAUCUUUAUAUAUAUAUCGUAGGAAAGUUUUGUUUAAAUUUAUUGAAGCCCCGCCCCACUUGCCGGUGUGAGAGAGACUUCCAGCAGUCUUGUGAUGGGCGAAUAUUCCCACGUUCGUUCCUGGGGCAUGUGCGGGACAAGCAUUGUAUUGAUUUGUUCAUUCGCCGAGCUCCACGGUAUCGGCGGUGGUGUAUUUUGAGGUUGGAUGUGCAGCUCUGACCGGAUGUUGUAAAUAACGAAAGUUUUAUCUUAUACUGGGAUUACAGUGUCAACAACGUUUGUACAAAGUGUGCAUAUAUGAUGGAAUAAAGCGAAUCCGUGUGCAACUCCACAGGAGUUGUUA